GUGGUCUCUGCGGAGGUUUCACGUUUGAACGUCUCCUCUCGAAAAAAAAACGAACACACAACAAUUUCCACGGACAAAAAAAAAGCGCAAUGUGAAAGCCAAAAAAGACUAGAAAUAGCCUGGCGUGACGUCCCACACACAGACGACAAGACAGACAGCAUCAGAAGGCAGCAGGCAGCAGGCAGAAGAGCAUUCAGCAUUCAACAUAACAUCAACAACAUCCAACAUCAGUAGCAGACGAAAGCGUACCGCGUGAGGAUCGCCCCAGAUAUCCGUAAAAAGAAAAUAAAAGUGUUAACCGAAUACGAUCGAUCGAUGCAAACGCCAACAUUCCAUAUAGCCAGCAGCAAGAGCAGCAACAGAAGCAAACAGCAAGCAACACAAACGAAACGGAGGAAAACCUGUAGAUAACCUGUAGAAUACAGAUUUUCAUUAUCGAACGUGGUGGGCUGACCUGACCCACAGGUGGUUCCAGUUAAUAUCCUUCCCAAGAACCCCAAACAACACUCGUGUGUGUGCUCCGCGCGUGUGUGUGUGUGUGUGUGUUCGUGUGUGUCUCAGAAAGUGUCGCGGAAGUGGAAAUACAAAUUCAAUUGAUGCGAGUUCUCGAGUUCGAGUGAGAUAUUAAAUGAUGUGCCAUCCAUCCCAACACCAGACGACGACAGUCGUGUGACGUCCUCCCCCAACCUCCCAACCAUCAACAAAAAAAUAAAGGAGGAGCAGAGGCGAAGGCAAGAGGACUCUCCGCUCUGUCCGCUCUCCAGUGGUGUUGCAAGUGCAAGUGUUGCAGCGAAAAAGGGGCUGGGGACGAUGCCGGUCAUUGCCGAUGCCGAUGCCAGCGAUGAGCCACCAGCAAAAUGUUGCAAACAUUGUGAGGAGUCUACGCACAGCGUGGACGGAGGACCUGCAUCGUGGCGUUUAACGCUCGAUCAGGAUCUAUUUGACACGCUCAAGGGUAAUUUUCCCAGUUGGUUUCAGAGCAGCACGGGUGCUGCAGUAGCAGCAGCCAGCAAACAGCAGUUGCAGCUGCACCAUAAGCACCAUCAGCACCAAUUGGUGGCCAGCCACAGUGUCAUACCCAUUACCAUAGACACGAAGAUCGCCAGCAGCAACAACAAUCAUACACUCCAACAGCAGCAGCAGCAGCAGCAUCAACAGACAGCGAUAUUGAGCCACAGCUCGAGCUCCGCAUCGCCUGCUUCCUCCAUUAGCUCCAAUUGCUCAAAGAAGUCCAACAGCAGCAGCCUGAGCAGCUGCAGCAGCAGCAGCAGUUGCAGCUCCCACUCCAGUGGGGGUGGUGCAGCGACGGCGAGCCGCUUCCACAACAAAUCCACAUCCACGUCGCCCACCAAGGGGCUGGCACGGACGCUCAAGGCCACCCAGAAGACGCACAACGGCAACAGCAACAGCUGCCAGAAGGUGGGCCAACUGGUGAAGUCCGCCUCGUUGCACAGCCUGAGCAGUGGCAGCAGCGGUUGCAGCAACGGUAGCGGUAGCGGCAGCAGUGGCAGUGGCAGCGGCAGCUCCUCGCUGCUGGCCACCAUAUCCACAUCGCCACUGACCACCGUAGAGCUAAUCUCGAACGCCGCCUGCAGCGGUCUGCUGGCCACCAGGCUCAGUGGCAAGGCCUUGCAGCACUCCUUUCAGGAUAUCAUAUUGCUGCACGAGGCCUACGACGAUAUGUCAGAGGGUGAGCAGCGACUGCAUGCUACAUUUCUGGGCAGCAGCGAUGAUGGCAACAAUUCGGACUGCUACGAUGCCAGACAAUCGCCGCCAAAGGCCAUCGUUGAUUCCAGUCCCCUGCAGCCAGCCAUGGACAAGAACAAAGAAUCGCUCAAAGUGAAGCUCAUGGUGCGACGACCCCACUCGCAGCUGGUCGAACAGGGCAUCAUACCAUCUCUGAAAACCUCGCCCGCCAUCCACGAACAAUGCAAGCAACUGGAACGCGCCAAGACCAGCGAUCUGCUGAAGGCCAAAAUCCAGCAGCGGCCCAAUCGCGAGGAUCUGGAGCGGCGUCACAUACUCGAGGAGGAUGAGUGCCACAUCGAUCCGAGUCUGGCGGAGAAGCAGCGCAUGCUGAAGAAGGCGCGCCUCGCCGACCACCUCAAUUCGCAGAUCCAGCACCGUCCGGGGCCCCUGGAGCUGAUCAAGAAGAACAUCCUGCACACGGAGAAGCCCAUCGAGAAGAUCGUGAAGGAGGGCCUCGUCUCGUUCAAGGCCACCAGCGAGGGGCUGCUCACGCGGCCCCAGCAUCCGCACAGCUAUGUGACCUUCGAUGAGGACUCCCUCAGCUCCGAGAGCGACACACGACAGACGCCGCCACGUCUCGAUGAGGCCAUGGUCGUGACACCCAUGCCGCUGGCAGCGGCACCCACACCCACACCACCCACGGAUGUGUUGCAGGCGGCCGCUGCCUCCGCAGGAAUUGUGACGAUGGCCCUGACAAUGCCAACGGCCAGUAGUGGUGGCCAGUUGAUGGUUACAACGCCGCAGAUCAUCCAGCAGCAGCAGCAACAGCUGAAGUCAAUGGUGCUGCCAGCGCCUGUGCCACCGCCACCGCCUCCACCGCCGCCACUGCCGAUGGCCAGCAUCGUGAAGGUCAAGGCGGAGACGGCCAAUCUGUUCGAGGAGCUCUGCCAGAGCGUGGCCGGACCCACGGCCAGUCCGGGAGUUGCCAAUCAGUUCCUGCCCAUGCCCAUGCUUGCGUCGCCCUGCUCCCUGGCCUCCAGCAGCACCUCCACAUUGAGUCCGCUGUCUUCCAUUGCCUCACCGCCGCCGCCAGCGAUCACCCGCCUGCAUCUGCAACCCGUUUCCAUGAAGUCGGAUGCCCCCGGCAAGGACAAGAAUCGCAAAAAGUCCAAGUCCAAGCCGGUGUCCAAGGCGCGCACCAUUAAAUUCCACGAGUACAAGGGUCCGCCGAGUGCCGCCGGCCAGAAGGUGGAUCAGACGCAGCCGGAGGAGACCUCCUACCAGCUGAUGUUGGAGCAGCAGAACUGCUUGCUCAAGUAUCUGGAUAACCUCAACAAGAAUCAGUCCAUACUGCCGUCGUCCAAUGCAGCAGCAGCAGCAGCGCAGCGCAACAACAACAACAGCAUCACGGUGACGACCAAGACAGUGCCGGCUUUGGCCUCCUCUCAAACGGCACCGAUUCCGGCUCCGAUCAGCCUACCGAAUACCAUAUCCAUCACGAGCAGUGCGGGCGGAGCUCCCCUGAACUUUGGUGAUGCUGCCAUGCUGAGCACGCCCACGCCAGCGGCCACACCCACACCGCCCAUGCUGUCGCUGAUAGCCACACCGCACCACCACCAUCAGCAGCAGCAGCAGCAUCAGCAGCAACAACAGCAGGCACCAGUUGCUGCUGUUGUGCUGCCGCCAGUGAUUGUGCAGCAUCCACCGCCACUGCCCUCGCCAGCGCUGUCCGUCAGCUCCUCCAUACCGCCCAGUCCGGCCACCAGCUACGCAGAGUCCAACGCUACCACCAGCAGUGCCUGCAUCACGGACAUAACGCGGCUGGAGAAGAUGAAGGUGUCCGACCUGAAGCAGCACCUCAAACGCCGCAAUCUGCCAGUAUCCGGACCAAAGCCGCAUUUAAUUGAACGGCUGAAGCCUUACCUGCCACUGGAGCCGCUGGAGAGCAAUGCAGCGCCUACUCCUGCCGCCAAUACAACGGAGGUGAUCACAAUCAGCGAUGCAAUGGAUACCAGCAACCCUCCACCGGCCAUGUUGGUGUCCGAUGCCAGCAUGGAGCACGAGCAGAUGGAUGUGGUGCAGCAGCAGCAGCAGCAGAUGGACACUGCGCACCCCAUGGCGAUACUGCCACAGCAGCCACAGACUGCCACGAUCAUCCUGACCAACGAAGAGUUGCUACGAGAGCAGCAGCGAAAGAUCGACGAACUGCAGCGUCAACUGCAGCGCUCGCAGCUGGAACUACAGCAGAUACGCCAGCGGCAGCAGCAGCAACAGCAUCAGACGGUGGUAAAUGCAAUGCCGCCACAGCAGAUCACCCUGAUCACCACAACAACAUCGAAUGGGGGGCCACAGCAGACGCUGACGGUGAUGCCACAGCAGCAGCAGCAGCAGCAGCAGCUGCAACAUCACGUGGAAAAGACAAGCAGCAUACCGGCCAAGGUGACGGUGAAGGCGACAGCAGCGAGUGCUUCUAAGAUCAAUGGAGUCCAACAGCAGGCCAAAAAGCCUUCGCACGCCCCCAGCAGCAACAGCAGCAACAUUGCCACGAAUCCCAACCAGCCGCCGCCGCCAAUCAGCCAGAAGAUGGUGGUAAAGCAGCAGCUGGAGGCCAAAAUACAGAAGCAGAAGGCAGCGGCUGCAGCAGCCGCACAGCAGCAACAGCAGGCGGUACUCCAACAGCAGCAGCAGCAACAACAGCAGCAGCAGCAGCAACAACAGCAGCAGCAACAGCAACAACACCAGCAACAGCAGCAACAGGUGCGCCUGCUCACGCAAAAGACACAAACUGUACUCAUUCCAUUCAACAACACCAACAACCAGACCAACAACAAUCAUAUAAGCAAUGCUCCAGCCAAGAACCAGGCCAAGAAAUCCCAUGCUGCUGCCACCGGGCCCACAGCAGUCACAACGACUGCAACAAUCCUGCAGGCAACCAAACCGCUGACAGCGGGAGCAGGAGGAGGAGCAGCAGCCACGCCACACCACAACAAUGUGGGCCUGCUGUGGAACGAGGGGAAUCAGACCAUCUUCCUUGUGGGACUCAACGAUCAGCAUAUGACGGCCCACACGCUUGGAAAUAUCAGCCUCACCGCCACCACAGCAGCAGCAGGAGCAGGAGCACCAGGAGCUGCUGCUGUGCCCGCCAAGAAGCUGCUGAAUGGACACCAACGCACAAACUCCCUGCCCAGCAUUGUGUUUCCCAUCGAAGCCAAAUCUAUUAUCACGCAGCAGCAACUGCAGCAGCUGCAACAGUCGCACUUCCAGCAACAGCAGCAACAGCAGCACCCGCAGCAGCAGCAACUCAUCCAACUGGACAUCAAACCCACGACAGCACCGCCGCCACAGUAUGAGGAGGCCACCAAGCAGCUGGCUGCCAGCAAGGCAGCAGCUCUCAACGGACUGGUGCCGCUUGUAAAGAUCAAAGAGGAGCCUGUGCAGUCGCCAGCACCGCCGUUGGCGCUGCCCGUGCCCGCUCCAGCUCCGCUGAGCAACCAGGUGAAGCGCAAGUCGACGGGCAUCAAGUCCGAACAGGUCAGCGAUGUCUUAGAAAUUCUCAUCAAGCAGGGUGAGCUGCCAGAAAGCGCGGCCCUCGAGCCAAUUACGCCGCUGACGCCCCUGCCUGAGUUGUCCAUGUUCAAUGGAGCCGCCACUCCGACCACAGCAGCGGGGGGAGCCAGCAUUGUGCCACUGGUGCCCAAGCUGGAGGCACCGCCCACACCCCAGUCGGCUGUGGCCACGCUGGACAUGGCCAUGGACACCAAUGACUCGCACGUGAGCUUCGGCAGUGGCCAGCAGCACACGCCGCACGGUUUCAUCGAGAAUAUCGAUAUGGGAUCGCCCCUGCAGCCGGACACGACUUCCAUCGAUGCCGAGAGCGUGGCCAAGACGCUGGACAUCUUCCUGGAGCAGCAUCAUGCCACGCCCCCGCCCAGCACGCCGCCAAAAAGCAGCCACAGCGGCAGCGAGAAGCCCAACAGUCCGGACGCCAAGCUGAAUCACUUUGACGAGUACGAGCUGCUGGAGCUGAUGUCGCAGCAGCUCGAGAUGGACAUGGGCGACGACUCGAACACCUACUGCACACCCAACCCCAAGGGGGCCAACAACAACAGCCUGCGACGCGAUCUCAACCCCAGCCUGCAGCCGUGCAUCCACGAGCUGCUCGACGCCAGCAGCCCGGACAGCGUGCUGCUGAACAACAAUCCAGGUGCCGAUGUGGACUUUGAUGCGGAUAGCUUUGUGGCUCAGCUCAGUCAGCAUGUGACGGGUGGCAAUGGCAACAGUCCCCAUGGCCACUGCAAUGGAACUGUCGACUCCAGCAGUCACUCGUCGAACAGCCACUUCAAUGGCACGCCCAUGGACUGCGAUGACUUUGAGAGCACCCUGAAUUCCUUCAUGCAGGCCGUCACACAGCCACAGGCGGGAUCGCACGGAGGAGAGUACUCGUCACCGUCGACGACGACGACGAGCAUGGCGAGCAAUGGCGUGAGCGGAGGCGGUGGCGGUGUCUUGGGCGACUCUGGCGGCGGGGCUGUGGAUGCGUUCAAUGCCAGCGGCGAUAUCUUUGAUCUGUUCAAUAUGGAUGACUACAAGAUGAACUGGGCAGCCGGGGAUUUCACUGUCUGAUGCCGCAGGAGCAGAGCACUUUCAUGCGGAUUUUCCUCCAACCCCCAAAAGAUUUUCUUCGUUCCGUGUCAAAUCAAAAAACACACAAUCCAGCGUGGUGCUCACAUUUUUUUUUCUCAAAAUAUAAUUCCUGAAGAAUUCGAAGCAAUUUUCGAAGCAUACAACACAACCAAACAACACGAAAUACACACCAAUACACACACACACACCAACACACACACACAUACAAAAUCCUAUUUAUUUUCUAAAUGCAUUUAAAACAUUUGAACGUCAGUUGAAAUUUCGAAACUUUACUAUUUCCAAGAAAACAAAAAAAAAGAAGAAACGACAAAAACCAAAAGAAAAACAAAGCCAAGCAAAAUUGCCGGGGAGUGACACUCCACACACAAAAAGAAAAGAAAAGAAAAAAAAACACCAUACCAUAAUUUCGCACCCUUUCCUAAAUAAGCAACAAAUACAGCAAAAAGAAAGAAAAACAGCCAAAACAACCAUUUAGAAAAGCAUAAAAACUUAUCAUAAAACGUAAGCCAAAACCAUUAAAAAAAAAAUACACAAAACAAACAAAAAAAAAACAACAAAAUGAUAAUGAUAUUGUAAAGAUUGAUAAAGAAAACGAAAGAAAAAGUACAUGUUUCUAAUGAAGGUCAUUCCAAUCUGAAAAUAAUGCGAGUGAAAAUCUAACCAACUAAAAACAAAACAAACAAGAAAGCUAAUAGACACACAGUGAGCGAGCGAGCGAGCGAGCGAGAAAGAAUGCGAAUGGAAGAGCGGAAGACAAAGCAUGAAUGAGAGCGAGGAACCAGGAAAUGGCAAAGAAAACCCAAAACCCCAAACCCAAACUACAAAAACAAAACAAAACAAAAAACACAGAUCAUAUAAAAUCAUAUGAGAAUCCCGCCACUUCCCCACACACACAACCAAGUGAAAACACAUUCAGUAAUUUUGUUUUAAGUUCUAUUUAAAAUGAAAUGAAUUUUAAAUUAUUUAAGGCUUAUGGAAGAGCCAGGCUUAUUUUUAGUUAAAACGCGAAAUUAUGAAAUUAAAAAUUUGAUAAGUAUUUCCUGCAAGGAAAGAAAAAGCCUUUAAAAAUAUAGUCGAAGCAACACAAAACACCAAUCUAAAUUUAAAUUUUAAAAACAAUUUUUGGGCAAGCCUUUUAAACCAAUUAGCGAAAAUAUAUAUUGAAAAAAAAAAAUAUAUAUAUAUCUUUUUGUUUGCAUUCAGCGAAUUCCGUUACUUAAAUUAAUUCUAAUUCAAAUUUUAUGAAACGUAAACUUAAGGCAAACAUAUUUCUUGGGGUUUCGAUCCCAAAAGCGGCGUGUACUUAACGCACAUUUCUAGCAGUUUUUUAAGGCAGUUCGGAAUUGUAAUUGUAAACCCCAAUAAAACCAGACCCCCCACGCACCCCUUUCGGCUAAGUGUAUUUUGUAGUAAAUGUAAAUGUAAAUGGAGGGCAUGCCAAGCAUUCGGACAUAUAUUUGAGUGUUGUGCUCAAUAAAAUAAAUUACAAUAAAUAUAUAAUAUGAGUUAAGCAAUGGAAACAUUUCAAGGAGGAAAACGAGUGACAACCAACAAACACAAUUAAACAAUUAAAAAUUGCAAAAAUUAAAACCACAAACCCCAUAUUUCUAUAAGUAUAAAUAUAUAUUUUUAUAUAAGCGAAUUACAUACAUACAUAUAUCGUACGUCUACGUUUUAGAUCUAGUCUCUAGCCGGGCAUCCACACACACAAACAAAAACACACACACACACACGUACACGUACACAUCUCCACUUCUCAUUCUCCGAAACAUUUGACACUCGUUUACAUCUGCAAUAAUCCACUCUAAUUACUCUAUUCAUAUUUGAAUACUUAACUCAUACUAUGCUAAAGUACUCUUAUUCGUACUAUAUGAUUAUUAAUUAUUCAAUCAUUGACGCUGGCUUCAAAUGAGAAAAGCUUAGAGAAAAACGUUUCCAUUAUAACAACAUGAAUUCAUGAAUUAAUUUAAUAAAUACAAUAUGUUUUAUUGUUAGCAGCAAUCUUAAUUACCAUUAAAAACUAAACUUAUUGUUUGAUUAAUUCUAAAUCUUAAUUAAUUAAAUAAAUAAAUACAUACAUACUAUAUCUAAUUUAAUGUUGGCUUGAGCUAUUUUUUUGUGCGUUGCGUUUAAAAGAGAAAUUCAUUUAAAUACAAUACAGAAUAAAACUCAAUCACGUCAUAAACUACUCGUAUGUGUAAUUAUUUUGAGAAACAACAAAAAUGAAAUCAGAAAAUAAAUCUAAAAAAAAAGGACUUAAAGCCUAUAAUUACAUAACAAGUGAUAUACCGAUAUACUUAUAUAUACAUAUAUAUUGAAGAUAACUGUGCACAUGUGCAAGAAUUUAAUGCGUAAAUAAAAACCUUAUUCAUUUUUCCAAAAAAAA
Messenger RNA from Drosophila obscura, 8719 nucleotides. It is a transcript of the gene Mrtf, whose product is annotated as histone-lysine N-methyltransferase 2D. The record is from RefSeq and is a predicted model, not a curated record. Bases 811 to 6312 code for a protein of 1833 amino acids. Lineage: Eukaryota; Metazoa; Arthropoda; Insecta; Diptera; Drosophilidae. The transcript is spliced from 6 exons.